CGUGAGAAGGAGAGGAGUAAAAGUAAAACGAAGUUCGCGAAGGAACAAUCCAAGUAUCGGGUGGGAAAGUGAGAACCGUUCGCCGCAAGUGCAGCCAGCUACCCCCGGCUUCAAGGUCGUGGAAUGACGCAUAAGGUUACCCCGAGCGACGAGCAGGAGCAAGAACGCGGGUGACAGAGGCGGUGUGAUGAGCGGAUAUCUCGGUAGCGUCACCCUGCCCCCGACGUUGCUGCACGACCCGAAGUAUCCUCCAGCCAUGCGGGAGAAGGACUCGAGUCCGAGGAAAAUGCCGGGCCACAUUAGCCCGAAGCAAGCCAGCAUAUACCCGCUGAGCGUCCGCGUGCCGGACGUCGAAGAGCUGCCCUACGACUUGAGCCACGGACACGGUCGCGGCCUCUCGAGUCCCUCGAAUCAACAGCAGCACCAGCAACAGCCCCACAUGAGUCCCGCGGCCAGACCGCCCCAGCCGCACCACCAGGACGACCUGGAGUGCGAGCCGCUCGAUCUACGCGUCGAUCGCAAGAAGGAGAGACUCAGAGACGAGAAUCAGAACGAGAUAGAGGUGCUCAAUCAGAACAGCCUCGGUGGCGCUCUUCCUUAUCACACGGUACUGUUCCCUCAACACCACGCGGUCCACCCGUUGGUCCUCGAAGCCAUGUACAGGUCGCACCAUCACGGUUCACCGGUCCCGGAACUACCCAAGAUUCAAGUCAGAGCCUUGCCUACCAUGGUACCGUUGCCUCCUAACAGAUUCUCCUCCACGACCUCGACCACCUCGUCUUCCUCCUCUUCGCAGCCCGCGGCGAGAAUACCGAGUCCUGCCAGCGGUCAACAGCAGCAAAGCCAUCCGAGUCAACAACAGCACCAACAGAGCCACCCGAGUCAGCAACAGCAGCAUCAGCAGCAGCAACAGCAACAACAACCACAACAACAACAAACCUCCUCCAGUCUUCCACCCUACUCCAUCAACGUCCAAGCAGGUCUAAAACCCAAGGACAGAUACUCGUGUAAGUUCUGCGGCAAGGUGUUCCCUAGAUCCGCCAACCUGACGCGGCACCUGAGAACGCACACGGGCGAACAACCAUACAAGUGUAAAUACUGCGAGAGGAGCUUCAGCAUCUCUAGCAACCUUCAGCGUCACGUGCGGAAUAUCCACAACAAGGAGAAACCGUUCAAGUGUCCCUUGUGUGAGAGAUGCUUUGGCCAACAGACCAACCUGGACAGACACCUGAAGAAACACGACGCGGACGGGCCGACGAUACUGGACGAGGUCAGGUCGAGGUACCACGGUCAACUUCCCAGGGCGGACGAGUCCUAUUUCGAAGAGAUCCGCAGCUUCAUGGGGAAGAUCACCUCGCAAAGACAGGGGAUACCUUAUUUCUCCGGACUCCUGGGCCACGGACCGGACGACUUCAGGAGCGACAAGCAACAGCUUCAGCUCGAAGAGAAGAGGGGCGACUCUUCGUACUUCAGCGAUCGGGACAAUCUCAGCUCGAGGUCGAGCAGCACCACCAGCAGACCCGAGAGCGUUCAGGAGGAACAAAGGGAGGUCAAUUCCCCACCCCUGUCGCCUGGGAACAACACUUGAGCCCGAAGACACGAUCGCGGGUCCGACGAGUACUCGAAGGACGCGCGAUUAGUUCAGAGGUCGAAGUGUCCCUGGGACGCGCUACGAUUCCAAGGGAUUCAAACCUUGGCGAGUCCGGGGUGAGAGGCCCCAAUCGUCGUUACCGAUUAACUAGACGCAUAGUUCGGUUAGGCAGGUCCACUUGAACUGCCUUCGGCGGUAAGAUUAGACUUAGGUACGAUUAGUCGUCUUUUGUUCGUUGCGAAGCGAGCUAUUAACACGUUCCGUGCCGCGUGGGGCGUACGCGCCAUGCGUUGAACUUUCCGUUCGAGCCAUUAGGUAUUGUAUUUGUUCAAUUAAUACCUAGAAAAAUAAAUUUAUUGCUUUGUUAUGUAUCUUACAAUGUACACCUUGCCCUUGAUAAUUACAAUUUUGCAUUAUUUUCGUCACUCUAAGGCAUACGCCAGAAACAAAACUAUACAAUUGUAAAGCCUGAACGAAAAGUUUUCAAGAAACAGUCUGGCAAGGAACGUGUUAACCCCUUAAGCUACAACCACGUGCGAGAUACGUGAUAUUUGGAUAUUCGGGCCAAAACUGAUUGUUACGAGCCUGGCCCGUGGUGUAUUGUUCGGGUCAAAUGUAAACAUCACAUUUUGGUCCCAGUCUGCUGGAGCUUAAAUCGUAGCUUAAGGGGUAAAUAUGGACUCUUGCUCUGUCUGUACCGUCGUACAGCCUUGGAACUUUAACUUUAAGGUUCUGCGUGAAUAUUCAAGUUCACUGCGAGAAUUCUCCGUCGCUGCUCAAAGACCAACAGGUGCCUUAAAGGAGUACCUGCGUGAACUGCUCUCUAGAAGAUCGGGUCGAGCAUCUAGAUUAAGUAGAGGAUAAAAUUCGUCCUAAGUACCAACACUUUUCAUUACUUUCGAGUACCCGUGCACGGGUCAGCGAGGAGAAAGACUAAGAAACAACGCGCGAUUCCGUCGCUGUAGAAUAUAACUUUGCUCUUGUUCGGUUAUCAAUCUCAAAAUUAGUUAACCCUUGGAAGCCUGAUACACCAAAUUAAAUUUAAAAAAAUAUCAAUGUAUUUAUUGUUUGAAUAUUGACAGCUGACAUUUAUUUUUUUAACUUUUAAUCAAAAGAACAUUGUGCAAUGGUAACAUACACACAUCCAAAUAUUAAAAAACAAACCAAUUGCAAGUAUACAAUUCGAUUUAAAAGUCCGGUAUCAAAUUUGAAACUUAGGCCAUUCAAGGGUUAAAAUAUUGUCCUUUCGCGAUCUUCGAAAACGGUUCCAUUUCUCUCGUUCUCGUCGACGUCUUCCGUCCAGCAAAAAGAAGAUAUAACCGACACAGAAAAACUGCAAGCAAGAAAGACGGUGUUUCAGCAAGAAAAUGACAUUUCUCGACUUUACGAGCUAGAAAGUGAAUUUUGAUAGCUCGACUACGUCUCCUCGGUCCGCAAUUCCCAGUACUAUAGUCCGACGAACACGCUAAAAUAGAGAUCAUCGAAUCGAUCUGCUCGGUUCUCGAAACUUUUGCCGAAAGUGACAGGGAAAUUCGGCACUUCUUUUUUAAAACAAAAUUAAUUUUUAUUUAUAUCUUUGGGUGAUUUCAGUCUUACUGAAUUCAAACUUCACAGUUACGAAAACCUAAUAAUGGAACUAAUAUAUCGGUCGCUUUUGACCCGACCGUAGGAGAGGAGGGUUAAUAAUGUAGUUUUCGAGGAAAACUGGUCUCUCGUAGUGUGCACAAAUAAGGACAUCCGCCCUAAACGAUAGUGUCGAUAAUUUUUAAAUUUUGUGUCCUCAAUUGUGGGCGCCAGAUCUGAAAGGGAUAAACAAUAAGCACGAGUCUGACUCGUGGUAUUUCGUUUGGACUUCCUACUUUCCUGUUUACUGUGGCCCGAGCAAUCGAGAGAUAACGUGUAGGUCAAGGGGUUAAUAAAAUUACCUCUUCCCUAUAAAAAAUGAACAAAAUUAAAUAAGUAUAAGUAAUGCUUCAGGAUUUGGAAAAAAAGAUCUCCGAACUCGAAUAGCACCGAGUUGCUACGCCCAGGUGAUGUACGUGACGCGGAAAAGCGACGUGUUUCCUGCCGGCGAUGAUUAGCAGAAAAAAAAGAAACGACCGAGAGGAGAGGCUGCUGGAAGCCUAAAGCGCUGUCAGCAAUCCCACACGCUUACGAUAUGAUCCCCCUCGUUUCCUGCGGACGGUCGCUGAAAUCUUUACCCGGGGCGAAACGAUCUAAUCGUCUUCCGCUCUUGACUCCGCGGCUGCGAAUCAUACCGUCCACUUUCUAACCGUUCAGCUACCAACCAACAUCGACGCGAAUGAGCGGGAGGUGCUUCGACCUUGGUGGUAAGUGGCUCGCUUCGAUUAAUUACGCCAGAUCUGAUUCGAACGGGCAGAAGCACAGGCUUCGGUCGUUGAAAAUCCAGGAAACGACAACCAGCACUCGAGAAUCGGUUUGUCAGCCCUAGUAUCGCUGUUAUUCCAAAUCUAUACGGUACGUAGACGAACAUUGAUCAUUGUAAUGGAAGAUAGGAGAGAAAAAUACAGGGAAAAGUGAAAAAGAGUGGAAGAUACGAAUUCCUGUUCGACGAUGAGAGCAAUUCAUCCGCACUUUCUACCUUGCAUCAACAUUCACCGCAAGUAGCGCAGGUGUGGAUCCAGUGUAUGCAUCGAGCCACGCGGUCAGGAGAUCUUCUUGACCUUGGUAAACGCGAUCGACCAGUCACGAGACGAAAGCACGCUCGAAGAAAGAUUGAAUGUCUUCAUCCUCGGGAGGGUGUGUUGCGCCCGGAUGAAAAUACGACUGCAAACGGUGGUCCGGCAACGCGUGAGAAACGACGAACGCUUUCUAGCUUGGAAUGCCAGCGCUCUGCUAAACGACUGGAGACGCCGGUCGCCUGGAACGCGAACGAAAAGUCCUUCGACUUCGAAAUAAAACGAAACAGAAACGAUUCGAAACUCGCCACGAGGAAUAAGAUAAAAAUCGCGGAAUUCGUAAAAAUGGAAAAACGAUGCCGAUGACCAGCUCGGGUUUCGAUAUGAAGUUGCAACUGCAACGCGCGUCCGAUUACGUAUUCCGUUCGGCGUUGAAUAAGAAGCGACGCUCGCGAGAGAAGGCGAAACAUCAAAAUUUAUUUUGCGACUCGGGGCUGACGAACGGGACGAAACCGCUCCAAGCAUGAUUCCUCGAAGCUGGGAAAUGGUCAGUCUUUAUUUCUGUCGACGAAUCAGCAUGCGCAUCGGAAAUGGCAGAAUUCGAGUCUUCAAAAUCCAUUUAAAGGAGAUCGACGCGGUGCGACGCGAUAGGAUGCGACGCAUUCGCUUUGGACAGACUCGUCGACGCUCCGCUCGAAGGUGUUGCGACUAAUCGUAAGCUUCUACGGUGCGGAGAUCUCUCCUCGACGUCUGACGCCGGGAGAGGAUGGCAGGCCCUGUUUUUCUUGCUUCACGCGUAUACGAUCACGGCCGACGAUGGCCUCGGACCUCUCUUGCGUUACACUUUUGCCACGCCCCGAUCGAACGGGCAAGCUCAUCGCGAAAGUGAAACGCAAUAAAGGAGCCACGCCGAGGCGAGAGAGCGAUCUCGACAACCAUGAAACGCUAACGGAGAAGUACCACCCGACAGAAGGAGAGAUCCGAUCGAUCGAGACCUCGAGGCUUGGAAAUCGGUUUCCUCACAGUCGACGAUCCGCGCGCGAAUGUGUUUUCGUCCGAAAUCCUCCGGUUCGACGUCUUGAACCAUCGAUCCUACCCUCGAUGCGGAACAUCUCGCGUAUUCUCCCCUCGAAAACACAAGAGAUCGCGCCUCGUUGCGAAACCCUUAAAUCAACGCGUAAAACUUAAUCGUUGAAAGCGAGAUGACUCUGGAGAAUAGAUCUGAUCCGAUAAAAAAUGGAGCUCUGGCUUAAAAUUUGAAUUUAAUAAGUUUAAUGUCACCCAGAAAUGAAUGACGGGAUUUUCCAUUACAGAUAAUAAAUCUGAAAAUAAAUCUAAGGAAAUAAUCUGUGUAGGAUUCGUGAAUUUGGUAUGGUUAAGAAAUUAAAUACUACGACAAGUGUUGAAUUACCUAAACUGCUAAUCUUCGAUAACAUCGAGACACGAUUUUAAUUUUGAUAACAACAGUAAUAUACAGAGAAGAGGGAAAGAAAACAGUAUAAUGCGAGAAACAUAUGAAGAGAGGAUACGUGUGAUAGAGUUAAAGAAUAAUUCUUCCACUAGGGGGUAGAAUAGAUCCUCAGUUAGUCUGCAUUCAGAUAUCCGCUAAUAUCAACAGAAUCGUUGAUAAAUAGGUUAAAAGACAGCGUACCCGAAUCGAACUCUUGAGGAACGCAUGAGCAAGCAGUAAUCUCUUUGGAGUAACAAUCAUAAAAUUUUACGAUCUGAGUUCAUCCAGGUAUAAAACCAGAUAACCAGGAGAAGAAAGUUGCAUGCAUACCAGGGUUUUAAAGUUUCUGUAAAAGAACGAAAUUUUUCACAGAGUUGAAACUUUCGCGACAAUCACUGUACAUGAUGUCUACUUGACAGCCUUCUUCCAUAUCGAGUAAACUAACCAGAUACAAAAGCAUCUUGCGAAGAUUGGUAGAAAUAUUAACAGGUAAUCUAAACUCACCCCUGAUGCAUUGGAUUGUCCAGAAAGUUCGCGCCAAUUUUUAAGAAAAACUCACUUGAUACCCCAAAUGUGGUAUAAACAAAUAGAAAACUGAUUCAUAGGGGUAUUCACGACAUUUUCUAAAAACAUUCAGGGAAUCGUGCCUGCGAGAGUGUUCCCACAGGUGCGCCGAUAUGACAGGCGUCGACGUUUGGCAUGAAAAAUGUCGCGUCUCAGUCGCGAGCGAUGGCUGCCAGUUUCCACGCUAGGCAUUCCCUCGACCAGUUCCUCGACGAAGAAAUAAGCCGCGAAAUCUCUCGAGGGACGAGUCUCUCUAUCCGCGAAAUCGCGCGUGCCGCGUUCUCACGUCCGCGCGUUUUCGAUCUCAUCUCGUUCCAGUUUACACGUUACACGCAUGAUUUCACUGGUUGCGGAGACAGGUCGAGCGUAUUCGAAGUGUGACGGCCUGCUAGAAAAAAAGAAGAGGAAGAAAAAGAAGAAUGAAAAGGAGACGAAAAUGAAAAGAAAUGAGACUUUGAAUAGGAAAUUCUGUUUCAUCGUCGGGUACGUUAGACGAAUGUUGCGUUCUUUCUUGCCUUUCUUAGAUUUCGGCGUCGAAUUCGACGGCUACCCGUUUUAUUAUUCCUAGCGUCGCGUUGGCACGUACGAAACGUCGUUUUCUCGUGGAGAUUCGCAGGACCUUCGAUUGAACACGUGGAAGUAAGAGAUGACUUUGUAGUCUGAAUUUUUGACACUUCAACGCCAUAAUAUUAUACAGUAAGAGUUUAACCCUUUCAGACGUAGCGUCCACAAUUGAGUAUUGUUUAGGGCGAAUGUCCGUAUUUGUGCAUACGAAGAAAUACCAAUUUUCCUCAAAAAUUACACUAUUACGAUUCUUUUUUUAUUUUUUCCAUAUUAAUUAUUAAUAUGUCGAAAAGUAAAUAGCUUUACUGCUGUUUCUUAUAUCCAACUAAAGUGUUGUUUCAUUUAGAUUAUUUCAAGCUCUUUUGUCCCAUUCAAACAUCUCAACUCUAUGAAUAUAGAAGGGUGCUACCGAGGAUUCGAUCGAACACGAAUAUUAAUAUUUAUGGACCGCAUCGAGGUGCCAUUUAACUCGCGUUGUUUUUGUUACAGUAUCGCAACUUCGUAUACAUAAACGACAUUCCCUACGCGCCAACCCAACGCAUACGGUUUCAGCGGCAGCGACGCGUCGUCGCCUUGCGAAUAACGUUAAGCGAACCAGAAUUAUUAAUUAUAGUAUAAUAUAUACACAUGUACACGCGUGUACCUAUAGCUGCUAGAAUUUGAAUCGAGGCUCAAUUUAGUUAGUCGAAGUCGUUGUAAAAAUAUUAGUUCCCCGCGCGUCGACGAGACCAUUGCGAAUUUUGCAAAACGAGGAAAUGGAACGGUACGUUUCGAGGAUUAACAAACUUUCGCGAUAUCUUCGAACUCGUCGAUGCGCGAUACAAACGGCAGCUAAUUAUCCAGGAUGGUGCGCAUGCUGCCCUUUUUAGGUGAAAUCUGUUUCCUGUUGGUAUUACACAUACGAUUCAAAGUGUUGUAUAAUCUGUAACAAGGUACGUUGUUUUAAUUUAACGAAGAAAAACAAGGAUGCCACAGAAGAGUCGUUAAAAUAUCAUCUUUCUCAAAUAUUCAAAAAUAUGAAAUGAGACGAACAAACUAAGAAGGGCAGCGACAUUUCGGCGAAACUCGUUUCAACCCUUUGCACUCCAAAUUUGUUUAUUUCGGUACAUUUUCGUCGAGCGUCGCUCGACGUAUGAUCACAAAGGGUUAAAAUGCACGCGUGCCCAACGCAACGGAUACUAUCGGAUCCCGAUUGAAACGAGGGCGAGAGAAGGGCGAUGGACGUCUCCUCCCCCGUAAAGUAAUAGUCAACCGCGUGCGAAGUGUACCAAGCGAACUGUAAAGAAUACGUUUAAUUUUGAUAUAUAGUAUAUACGAAUAUAUAUAUAUACAUACAAAUGAUAUAGAUAUAAUAUAUAUAUGUAUAUGUAUAUGUACAUGGAAAACGUACCACGAUUGUGAUUUCACCGAGGUUACCGAGUUAUACGUAUUUACUGUUUAGCCACGAAAAUGCAGCGCCGUGAGCCGACGAAGCUGUCAAGCGCUCGUUACCUUUUAGAACCGCUAGAUCGUAAGCCGUGCGUUCAGGUGGGUCCAAGCUCAGUUCAGCUCGUAGAGAGUUCUUAAUCGUACGUUAACAAGUUAGUCAAAAUAAUCGACGGGGACGCGAGCGGCUCGCGAAUGAAAACGAAAACGACCAACGCGUGUAGCUUUCAUCGCGGGAAUCGCCCCCUCCCUUUUCACUCUUUCCUUUCGAACGAUCACGCGUGUUGAGAUUAUGGCGUACAAAAAACGCAUUCGCGCGAUUGCCGGUGAUCUUGUCGCGAUGACAAGGUUCGUUUUUUUCGUGGACGAUCGUCGUUCGUCGCUCCUACUUUUUACACGUUAAUACUGUUCAGCCACGUAAGUAGUCCCGCGUCCCGUAGCAUAGUGGUGACUGUAUAUAUGUUCAUAUGUAACAUUCGAUUAAAGAGAAACAAUAUUAUAUAUAUACAUACGUUAGGGUGGUCCUCGCGCUUCGGCUUUGAAGUUGCUUCGGAGGAACCCUAAAAAUAAAUUUCUAUCACCUGCGGUCGAGGACCACCCUAAUGUAUGUACGUAUAUGUAUGAGUGUGGCUGUGCGCGAGAGUGUGUGUGUAUGUGUAUUUGUAUGUACACGAACAAACGUACACGUGAAAAUUCAUUUUAAAGGAA
This is a messenger RNA of Hylaeus volcanicus, 8941 nucleotides long. RefSeq names its product transcription factor hamlet-like. Lineage: Eukaryota; Metazoa; Arthropoda; Insecta; Hymenoptera; Colletidae. The record is from RefSeq and is a predicted model, not a curated record. The transcript has 2 exons. The coding region runs from base 188 to 1588 and encodes 466 amino acids.